Molecule: messenger RNA, 5774 nt
Organism: Coregonus clupeaformis (lake whitefish)
Lineage: Eukaryota; Metazoa; Chordata; Actinopteri; Salmoniformes; Salmonidae
Product: leucine-rich repeats and immunoglobulin-like domains protein 2
Exons: 17
Coding region: 483-3701 (1072 amino acids)
Molecular function (GO): protein binding
Source: RefSeq, a predicted model, not a curated record
GGACAGCUGUAAACAUGCUCUAAAGAGGCAGGAUUCACGGUAUCUUAUCGCUAUUGUUGUUCCUUCGAACAGAAGUCGGGAUAAUCAUACUAGAUAAUUAAUAUGUUAAGUCAGAACACUUUGCACGAUCCAAAGCUGUUUGAUAUGAAGUCAAAUUAACUUGGUCCGUGGAAACAUCGACAUUCAGGGUUACUUUAAGAAAGCAAGCUAGCUGCUGCUACUGCUAGCCACUUAGCUUGGGAUUUGUGAUGAGAUUGGAAGCGGAAGGAAAUUCUAAGGGAAAUGAGAAAAAAUCUGUACUGGGAUGUCUUGGGCAAGUUGGAAUAAAUAUUUUAGCUAUGUUAUACGACAAAUGGGCUUUGCGACUCGUGAAAGCAGGGGGUUUAUUUUGUUAAGAUGAAGUUAUAGCAAUCGGUUGGUGUUGAGACAUUUCGUAAUUGUCAGAAGCUAACUAGCCACGUAUUGAUAGUUAGACUUUUAAAAUGGCGGAAGGCUGGCCCAUCCCCCCGGCCCUCUUCUUGUUGAGUUUGAGUGCCUGCUGGGGUCUCGAUUCCUGCCCUGCGCCAUGCUCUUGUCUAAGGGGAUCAGACGAAAUCCAAAUCCUGGAUUGCAAUAGGAAAAGGUUGUCAGCGGCCCCCCUGGAUCCACCUCAUGGGAUAACUCAUCUCACUAUGAAUCACAAUGAUCUGACAACUGUUCCAUACCUUGGAGAAGUUACCCCAAACAUCACAACACUCUCAUUGGUUCACAACCGGAUCUCGGAGCUGUGGAUGCAUCAGCUGCAUCCAUACAUCUCCUUGGAGACACUUGACCUGUCAUCCAACUCCAUCUCAGAGAUAAAGGCUGUAGCCUUCCCACUCAUGCAGCUGAAAUACUUGAAUUUAAGCAAUAACAAGAUCAGUGUCCUUGAACCUGGCUGCUUUGACAAAAUCUCCAGCUCCCUGCUGGUCCUGAAGCUGAACAGGAACAGAAUAACACUGCUACCAUACAAAGUGUUCAGGCUUCCCCAGCUGCUCUUCCUGGAAUUAAAGCGCAACAAGAUCAAGAUGGUGGACAGCCUGACCUUCAAAGGGAUGGACUUACUGAAAUCACUGAAGAUGCAGCGGAAUGGCAUCACAAAGCUGAUGGACGGUGCGUUCUUUGGGCUCAACAACAUGGAGGAGCUAGAGCUGGAGCACAACAAUUUGACGGAGGUCAACAAAGGCUGGCUGUAUGGCCUGCACAUGCUGCAUGUUCUGCGGGUCAACCAGAACGCCAUCGGCAUCAUCCGACCAGACGCCUGGGAGUUCUGCCAAAAACUGGAGGAGCUGGAUCUGUCCGUCAACCACCUCACCCGGCUGGAGGAGAACGCAUUCAUUGGACUGGGCCUUCUGGAGAACCUGAACCUAGGAGAGAACGCCAUCAGCCAUCUGGGAGAGGGAGUCUUCAGCAGCCUGGCCAAUCUGCGCUCACUAGACCUACGGAAUAAUGAGAUCUCUUGGGCCAUUGAGGAUUCCAUGGGUGUGUUUGUUGGAAUGAAGAAGCUGAACACAUUGAUUCUACAGCGGAACAAGAUCAAAUCUAUCACAAAGGAAGCCUUUGAGAGUCUGGAGGAACUAGAGCACUUGGACCUGAGCAAGAAUGGGAUCAUGUCCAUCCACCCUGAUUCAUUAUCUCACAUGAAGCUAAAAGUGUUUUUCCUGAAUACUAGCAGCCUGCUGUGUGACUGCCAACUGCAGUGGCUGGGCUCGUGGUUGACUGACAACCACUUCCUGCAGUCUGUCUCAGCUAUGUGUGCUCACCCUGCCAGCCUGCUGGGCCGUAACGUCCUGUCUGUCAGCCUGGAGGAGCUGGUCUGUGACGACUUCCCAAAGCCCCGGAUCACUGAUCACCCUGAGACCGCCACCGUCCUGCGUGGAACCAAUGUAACUCUGAGCUGCCUGGCGUCCAGCAGCAGUGACUCCCCCAUGGCCACGGCCUGGAGGAAGGACGGGGAGGUGCUGUACGAUGCAGAGGUGCAGAACUACGCCCGCUACCAGGAGGGAAAGCUGUUCUACACCACCGUGCUGCAUCUCCUCAACGUCAACUUCACAGAUGAGGGACGCUACCAGUGUGUUGUCUCUAACCACUUUGGCUCUAACUACUCCAACAGGGCCAAGCUCACCGUCAAUGAGCUGCCAUCCUUUCUGAAGACUCCAUUGGACCUGACCAUCCGCACAGGCACCAUGGCCAGGCUGGAGUGUGCUGCUGAGGGUCACCCGUCACCCCAGAUCGCCUGGCAGAAAGACGGGGGCACGGACUUCCCUGCUGCCCGGGAGAGAAGGAUGCACGUCAUGCCAGACGAUGACAUCUUCUUCAUUGCCAAUGUAAAGACGGAGGACAUGGGGGUGUACAGCUGCACAGCCCAGAAUGCUGCAGGGAGCCUGUCUGCCAACGCUACACUCACUGUGCUAGAAACUCCGUCCUUUAUGCGUCCCCUGGAGGACAGGACAGUAGCACGUGGGGAGACGGCAGUGCUCCAGUGUAUCGCAGGCGGAAGCCCAGCGCCCCGCCUCAACUGGACCAAGGACGACGGGCCCCUGGUCCUCACUGAGCGCCACUUCUUCGCCGCCGCCAACCAGCUCCUCAUCAUCGUGGACGCGGGGCCGGCAGACACCGGGAAGUACAUGUGCAUCAUGUCCAACAUGCUGGGCACGGAGCGCGGCCACAUCUACCUCAGCGUGUCGCCCUCGCCCAACUGUGACACGGCGGGCGGCUACGACCAGGACGGCUGGACCACGGUGGGCAUCGUGGUGAUCGUGGUGGUCUGCUGCGUGGUGGGCACCUCGCUGGUCUGGGUCAUCGUCAUCUACCACAUGCGACGGAAGAGCGAGGACUACAGCAUCACCAACACAGAUGAGAUGAACCUGCCGGUAGACAUCCCCAGCUACCUGUCCUCUCAGGGCACACUGUCUGAGCCUCAGGAGGGAUACAGCAACUCUGAAGCAGGGAGCCACCAGCAGCUCAUGCCACCACUGUCCAACGGCUACGUCUACAAGGGAACUGACGGUGUGUGCUACGGUGACACAGGCAGCGAGGUGGACACCGAGGCCAACGGGAUGCUGCACUGCCGUGUGGGCUCUCUGUUCACGGGACAAAGCAGCUUCCAUCCUGGGCAGCCCCGCGAGGGACUGGCUGGGGUGUCGACAGGUGGUGCAGGGCCGCUGGUCAUCUGCUCGGACUGCUACGACAACGCUAACAUCUACUCUCGGACCCGGGAGUACUGCCCCUACGCCUACCUGGCCGAGGACGACCCCCUGGACAAGGGUCUCUCUGGCAUCAUGGCCCACCUCCCAAAGGAGCCCUACAGGGAGCAGCACGCCCAGCAUGAGGACACAGCCCUGGAGAGCCUCAUCAACAACCAGGACUCCUCAGUCUUCCUCACCAGCCACAACCUCACUAAGAGGCUGAGCAAAGCCCUCAGCCCCCCAGAACAACACUACAGCACCGAUGUUCCCUCCAGGUCGUUUUGGGGCGAAGGGGAGGACUUGUCUACAGUGCCCCAACCAGGUCUGUCACAGCAGCCAGUGACUGUGCACACGACUCCCUAUGCAUCUUCAGUUGCUGAGGGACGGGAGGAGAGGAGUGUGGAGAUGGAUCCCACCCUUCCCCAGAGCACACAGGACUACAGAAGUGCCUCUUCUAGGACUAAGUCUCAGGAGCACAUCAAGGCCCCCACAUAAAGCUCUGCCCCUUCCCUAUACACCCUGCCAUCCUCUCUCACUGGGUCCUCUUCUCUAGCCACUACCUCCAAAGAGACCACUCUCUGCCAAAAAUGCUUUCUUGUAUGUUUACAGUAUUUCAAUCACGCAGAGACUAUUUGUUCCUAUGAUUUUGAAAAAGGACCAAAUCUAGGGCUUGAACUGAACAGGUGAAUGAUGCCCACUGAGUCCCUCCACCUCCCCUUCCUCCCUCUCAAUCUAGAGGAAGCUAUGAAUGUAUGCGUCAGAGUGAUGUUGGAUGCUGCCUUUUGAGUUUUAAGAUGUCAGAAGUUUGAACGUGCUCUCACGCCGUCCUCUGUCUGGACGGUGGAAUGGCAGCAUGGUGAAUGGGUGCCCCAAGCGUUGUGCUUUCUGCUUGCUGAUGCCACAUUCUUGGUACAGUCACUUGUUGGAGCAGCCUUCAUGAUUUAAGGUACAAAUCCAGGACAUAGCUUCCUCUCGUCCAGGACCAGAGGGGACAAAGAGACCCCAGUUGUUGCUUGUUCAGCAGUGAGUGGUACGUACCUAUAGGAUCACAAUGAAUCCCUCCUCUAGCCAUCCGUGUUGACUGUAACUGUCUGCUAUUAUGCAAACCCAGAGACAAUGACACCAGACGUGGUAUGUGUAUAUAUAAUUUUCACCAAUUCCCAUCAAUGUCUCUUAAGCUAAGAUUGUUUUGCCUUGGGUCAAUUAGAGGCAGUCGUACCGACAGUUACUCAUGUUAUUUUUUGUAUGAAAACGCACUGUCAAAGCAAAGAAAAUAUUGAGUAAUGCACAUUUAUUUUGACAGUCAAUGUUCAGGUGGCCUCUCUUUGUAAUGGUCAUCUUUCAGAUGGUAUUCAGGCAUUCUUAGUAACCCUCCAUCAGGUAACCCUAAGGUUUCUAAUCACUUAUAUGCGCUGACCAUCAUUUCCUCUCAAAAGGUUAUUUUACAGGCACUUACCUCAUACGUGGUAUGUUUUAUCAUGUAGUGUGUGUAUACCAUUUUAGAUUCCUAAAGGAUAAUAUAUGCCUUUACCCCCAAUUUCAUCGACCCAAGACUCUGACCAGAUUUGACAUUGGGAUUGUGAAGAACUAAUGUAUUGUAUGGAUUAAACGUGUAUGUCUAUUCAAUACUAUGUCCCCCAAACCCUAAGCUGAUAGUUGGAAUGAUUUUAGUCCUAAGCUGCGGUAAGUUUGAUUUAUUUUAUUUUUCACUCCAGGGCAAUUCCUAACUUGAGAUGGUAGAUCACAAGUCAGGAUUUGGCCCAAAAUGUUGGUAUAAAUUUAAUCUAGCUAAGACCAAGGCUUUUAAUAAGGGUUCUCUUUCAUCAAAUCUGCUUUGCAGUAUUUCUGUAGUAGUAUAUAAACACACCUGUUUCCUUUGCUCAAAUAAAAUAACUGAAUCUUUUUGGCAAUGGAACAUGGAUACUUCAGAAUAAGAUGUAGAUUUGUGUAGGCUAUACAAACAAAGAUACUACAUGAACAUUGCUCUGACAGGUUUGAUUGAAUCUGUCCUUUAGUCAUUAUUUUUCACCUUUUGAAAUCUCACAAUUAUUGCACUUCCGAUUCAGCAUUUCCUCUCUCUCGUGCAUGCUUUCAUUGCUGGUUUCUUUUACGUGUAUGUCAACUACACCACAGUGUUUUUAUUCCUGCCUCUACCAUGUUGACCGUUAUACAUUUCCAUGUAGGAGUGUUUCUUGUGGUUAUCUUUAUUUGAAUGUGUUCCACAAUGCAUUCAUGCUAAAAUCACAACUUUUUGAUAAGACAUUCCGUAUGACAUUGCUUGAUAAUGCAUCUGGUACAUUUUGGCAUUUUGAGAUGAUCCAAAAAGGAUGCCUUUUGUCAAUGCCUUUUGCAGUUGGUCUCAAGCUGUUCUUUGUCUCUGUGGUACUUGACUUACUGGAUUUGCACAUGAUUCUUGCACACAAUUGAUUUUUGUUGUGGCUUCUUUUCAAAAGUCCAUUGUUUUGAAGUUCUUCCAUAAACCAGGUCAUCCCUUGUACAGUCGUGGUCAAAUGUUUUGAAUGACACAAGUAUUGGUCUUCACAAAGUUUGCUGCUUCAGUGAUAUUUU